UCGAGAUGAAGGCUGCAUUGACCUGCGCUGUCAUCGCCGGGGCCGUCCAGGCGACCCUUGGCCUUGACCGCUUCUUCUACGGUCUGGACUACGACACGCGGGCCAACCAGUGGGGCGGUUGCAAGUCCGAGUGGGCGAUCCGCGAGGACUUCAAGGCCAUGAACACGGUCACGACCAACGUGCGCAUCUACUCGACCGAGAACCCGUGCGUCGAGCGCGUGCUCAAGAUCGCCGGCGAGCACAAGAUGAAGAUCUGGAUGGGUCUCUGGGGCAACAUCGAAGCCGACCUCGACUCGUUCGAGCGCGACUUUGCCAACUUCCAGCGCCUCGUCAAGGAGAAGAAGGUCCGCAACGACAACGUGCUCGGUAUCGGUGUCUCGUCGGAGGCCAUCUACCGCCACUACAUCCAGGGCGGCCACGAUUUCGCCGAGACGGACGGUACCGAGAAGCUCAUCGGCUACGUCUCGCGCACGCGCGACUUUAUCCGCGCGAACGGCCUCAACUUCCCUGUGACCAUCUCGGACGUCAUGGAUGCGUACAAGUACUCGGCCAACCUCUACGACGCGGUCGACGUGUGCGACGAAGGCAACGACAACCAGAAGUGGGCGUUUGUCGCCGACGGCAAGGUCGAAGUCAUGUCGGAGCCGUUUGAGGACUUGCCGACGCCGGCGCCCACGAAGGCCAGCCUCCGCGCGACCAACCCGCCCGCGACGCACAAGCCCACGCCCAAGCCGACUCCCAAGCCGACGCACAAGAAGACCAAGCGCCCGACCAAGGCGCCGGUCGCGCCGUCGGACCCGUUGGCCGAGAAGUGCGGUGACUGCAUCAACAACUGCCAGUUCCUCGGUGCCGGCUACACGCUCUGCUACAGCGGCUGGGACCAGCACGUCUGCUCGCUCAUGGGCUCGACGCACCAUUGGUGCGGAGCCCCGGCGCCCAAGACCGAAGCCCCGGUCGAGGACGACGACGACGAUUCGGACGACGACGACGAGACGGACGCCCCGGAGACGCCUGCCCCGACGCACAAGUCGACGCAGGCGCCGACGUUUGCGCCCCAUGUCGUCGAGAAGAACCCGGACUUUGAGAUCGAGCCCUUCACGAUCACGACCAAGACCGGCAUGGUCAUGUCGCACAGCCCGCGUGGCAAGUGCAUUGGCAUUGACGGCCAGGAGAACGUGAUCAUGACCGAGUGCCGCUUUGACGCGUCGACGACCUUCAGCGUGCGCCCGAUGGCCGGCGAAGAGCUCCACCUGAGCGUCGGCGGCAGCGAGUGGAAGCUGACCGAGUACUACGGCCGCGUGCGCGCGUCGACGGACCCGAUCGCCGAGGCCCACCCGGACACGCAGAUCUGGUUCUUCGACUCGAUCUCGCAGACGAUCCGCAACAAGGCCAACGGCGCCGCGUGUCUCGAGAUGGUCGAGGACAAGGUCGGUGGCCUCGUCGAAGGCCGCCUCUGCGACGAGACCAACGUCAUGCAGAAGUGGGUCUACAACGACAAGACCGGCCAGUUCAUCCACCACGUCAAGCUCGCGCAGUGCCUCAGCGCCGACGGCGUCAACAAGGAGAUCCGCGUCCAGUUCUGCGACACCAAGGCGCUGUACCAGAAGUGGUACAUGAACCUCGUGCACGCGACGACCAAACACGAGUCCGUCGAGCUGACGUGGCAGACGCCGUUCCCGACGCCGGCCCCCGGUUUCCACUUUGCCCCGACGCCCGCGCCGACGAAGCCCCAGCCCAAGGCCCCGGUGACGCCCGCCCCGACGGAUGCCCCGGUGACGCCUGCCCCGACGGAUGCCCCGAAGACGGACGCCCCGACUGCUGCCCCCACUGAUGCCCCGACGGCUGCCCCGACUGACGCCCCGACUGCUGCCCCCACUGAUGCCCCGACUGCUGCCCCCACGGAAGCCCCCACGGCUGCCCCGACGGAAGCCCCGACUGCUGCUCCCACGGACGCCCCGACGGCUGCCCCGACUGACGCCCCGACGGCUGCUCCCACGGACGCCCCGACUGACGCCCCGACGGCUGCUCCCACGGACGCCCCGACGGCUGCCCCGACUGACGCCCCGACGGCUGCUCCCACGGACGCCCCGACCUCUGCUCCUACGGAUGCCCCGACGGCUGCUCCCACGGACGCCCCGACUGCUGCUCCUACGGAUGCCCCGACUGCUGCUCCCACGGCUGCCCCGACGGAAGCCCCGACUGCUGCUCCCACGGACGCCCCGACGGUCGCGCCUGCUGGCACGUGCAAGCCCUACACGAUUGCCCUUGGCGACUCGUCGUGGAAGAUCCUUAGCACCUUCUGCUCGGGCUUCGAAGGCAAGUGCGCGAAGGACGAGAGCCAGCCUCACAUCGCUGGUGCCGACGGCAAGCUCUGCCCCAGCUACUUGCGUGUCGACUCGGAGAUCCAAGUGUGCUGCACGGACAAGUUCCCGUACGUCGUGCCGCCCAAGGACAACGUUGAGGUCCCGACGCCCGCGCCGACCAAGGUCACGGAUGCCCCGACGCCGGCCCCUGAGGUUGUCACCGACGCCCCCAAGACGGACGCGCCCACGGCUGCUCCCACGGACGCCCCCAAGACGGACGCGCCCACGGACGCUCCCACGGACGCCCCUAAGACCGACGCCCCUACGAACGCUCCCACGGACGCCCCCAAGACGGAUGCCCCGUCGGCCACGCCCGAAGACGACGAAAUCCCGACGCCGGCCCCGACGAAGGCCAGUGCUGCCCCGACGGACGCGCCUACGGAAGCCCCCAAGACUGACGCCCCCACGGACGCACCCACGGACGCACCCAAGACGGAUGCUCCCACGGAUGCCCCCAAGACCGACGCCCCCACGGACGCCCCGACUGCUACCCCCACGGAGGCCCCCAAGACCGACGCUCCUACGGCUGCUCCCACGGAGGCGCCCAAGACGGACGCUCCUACGGAUGCCCCCAAGACGGACGCUCCUACGGAUGCCCCCAAGACGGACGCUCCCACGGAUACCCCCAAGACCGACGCCCCGACUGCCGCCCCCACGGAUGCUCCCACGGAGGCCCCGAAGACGGACGCUCCCACGGACGCCCCGAAGACCGACGCCCCGACUGCCGCCCCCACGGAUGCUCCCACGGAGGCGCCCAAGACGGAUGCACCGACGCCGUCGGUCGACGACUCGGACGACGACUACGAGCCGCCGACGCCUGCCCCGACCAAGGGUGCUACGGCUGCCCCCGUCGACGUCACUGCGUAAGCGUCUCGCGCUCUCUACGACCAAUGCCUGUCGCCUUGCCGUCGGUUGCGUCCCAGCGCCGCGGCUUUCCCACGUGUCGUCGUAGUGAACGCAUUGCAUAAUCUCCCCUCUCUGUAAUUGCACCAUUAAGUUGGCUGUAAAUCUUAUCUGCUUCUGUCGAGUCGCCAA
Saprolegnia diclina VS20 is the source of this 3398-nucleotide messenger RNA. RefSeq lists its product as hypothetical. NCBI's taxonomy places the organism in Eukaryota, Oomycota, Saprolegniomycetes, Saprolegniales, Saprolegniaceae. The transcript has 2 exons. Bases 6 to 3230 code for a protein of 1074 amino acids. The record is from RefSeq and is a predicted model, not a curated record.